AUCUGAAGUAAACUUUAAUUUUGAAUUAGAUCAGUAACAAAUUAGCCAAAGAUGAGGCACAUUCACAUAGCAUUAGUGUUACUGGUGUGUAGUGUUGUUACAUUAACCUUUGCCAAAAGUACAUUAGUUUAUCGGCGAUACCAUCGCAAGCGUCCAUCAAUUCGCAAAGAGCAGAAAAAUGUGGUGGAAAUCGUUGAAGUGUUUAAAACUCAUCGUAGACCGCCCGCACUUAUGAAAUCCGAUAAAUCGAUCGAGAAAUUUCUGUUAUGCGACGCCAAAUGUGAAAGGAAACGUUUCCUGCGACGGCGGAGAAUUUGUUUGAGAACUGGCAGAUUUUGCCCGACAAGGCCGAGUAGACCGAAAUCACCGUCCACUACAGAGAUAAAUGUUUCUACCCGGCCGGAAUAUAAGAAACCAGUUGUCUAUCCACAGAAUCCCUAUGGUAACCAGAAUCCAGACUACACGCACUUGUAUCCAUGGAGCCGCCCUUCAGUUACGGUAACGAAAUAUCAACCAGAUCGGAGUAAGGACUUUAACAUGACCAUAGUUGAAGUGAACAAUCAUACUGUCGCGACAACAUUGAAAUAUGACGACGAAUACUACGACACUGACGAUGAUCACUAUCAUCAAAGGCGAUCGACAACUUUCAGAGUGCCCACAACGAUUGAUCAAUGGACUACUCCAUCAACUUCUACAGAGGCUACGGAGGCAACUACAGUUGUAGCUUCAACGCCUUUCGUAUCAGAAAUAUCGCUUCCUCCAGCAACAACAACAAUUUCUACAAGUACAGUCACUAUAACCGAACCACCUGAGACAACUGAAGUACAAACUCCAACAACCGUAGCUACAACUAGGCCGACACUUCCUACGACUUCGACACUUCCUACAACCACAUACUUCAUUCCACCGACAACUGAGUCUACAACAUCAAUGAAACCGACUCAACCUGUACAGUUCAUAGAUUCAACCACCACCGUUUCAUUACCAGCGCCACCCACAUCGAUUCCUAUUGUUGACAGUACCACUGCGUCGACGACUGAAAUACCGAAGAUCAUUCCAAUUGAAGUACCAACGGAAUCUUCUUCAAGCACAACGACAGACAUUUCUGUUUUUCCAAUCAUUACGCAACCACCACGAUUUCUUCCCAGUUUACAUCCAACGACAUAUCGAACCAUCGAAGAGGAAAUCGCCACUCCAACAUCACCAGCGGCUCAAAGUUGGACCACUGAAAAUCAAACGGAGCCAACGACCAUUGAAACUCAGACGAAGUCAACGACAACUGAAAUUCUGACGGAGGCAACGACGACUGACAAUCAAACGAAGGCACCAUCGACUGAAAGUCAAACGGAUGCAACGCCGGUAGAAGAAGCGGAAGAAUAUCCUGAUGAAUAUCCUGGCGAAUAUGAAGAGGAGGGAGGCGAGGAAGAGGGAGAGGAAGGAGCCGAAGAUGCGGGUGAAGAUGAAAAUGGAGAGGUCGGUGGAGAAAAUGACUACGAUUAUGAAGAUGAUGGCAAUUAUGAUGACGAAGAAACCGAGGAUCAAGCGUAGUACAAUGUGGUGAAGAUUUGAAAUAAAAUGUUUUAUUUAUUC
Bradysia coprophila is the source of this 1590-nucleotide messenger RNA. RefSeq lists its product as uncharacterized. The record is from RefSeq and is a predicted model, not a curated record. Lineage: Eukaryota; Metazoa; Arthropoda; Insecta; Diptera; Sciaridae.